AUGUUUCUAGCACGGCACACCCCGUCCGGUUCGGCGGUUGCGGUGGUAUCGCGCCUGGCUCGCCCUUCCGUUGCUAUUCAACAGCGUGGGUUGGCCACCUCCAGCGAUGCCCCGCCACCGAAAAAGACAAAGUUUGGCGGAUUAUCAGACCAGGAUAGAAUCUUUCAAAAUCUCUACGGCCAGCUUGGGGCGGAUCUAAAGACUGCCAAAAAGUAUGGCGAUUGGUACAAGACAAAAGAGAUCCUGCUCAAGGGCCACGACUGGAUUAUCUCUGAAGUUAAAGCAUCCGGCCUUCGUGGACGUGGAGGAGCAGGGUUCCCUUCCGGCAUGAAAUGGUCUUUCAUGAACCCACCUGGAUGGGAAAAGGGAACUACUCCUCGUUACUUGGUGGUCAACGCAGAUGAGGGCGAGCCUGGAACAUGCAAGGAUCGUGAGAUCAUGCCUUACAUCUACAUCCGUGGAGAGUUUUACCACGAGGCAACUGUACUUCAGAGAGCUAUUCAAGAGGCAUAUGCCGAUGGACUUAUCGGCAAGAACGCCUGUGGGUCUGGAUAUGACUUCGAUGUCUUUAUCCACAGAGGGAUGGGGGCCUAUGUAUGCGGUGAGGAAACUUCUCUCAUUGAGUCGCUUGAAGGGAAGCCAGGAAAGCCCCGUUUGAAGCCUCCUUUCCCGGCUGCUGUCGGUCUUUUUGGAUGCCCAUCUACCGUCGCCAAUGUUGAGACUGUCGCUGUUGCUCCAACAAUUUGUAGGAGAGGCGGUUCAUGGUUCGCCCAAUUUGGUCGUGAGAGGAACUCCGGUACCAAGCUUUUCUGUAUCUCUGGUCACGUCAAUAACCCCUGCACUGUUGAGGAGGAGAUGUCGAUCCCCCUCCGAGAACUAAUUGAGAAACAUUGUGGUGGCGUCAGGGGUGGAUGGGAUAACUUGCUCGCUGUUAUUCCCGGAGGAUCUUCAACCCCUAUUUUGCCCAAAAACAUUUGUGACGAUGUUCUCAUGGAUUUCGAUGCUUUGAAGGACGCCCAGAGUGGUUUGGGAACUGCCGCCGUUAUUGUUAUGGAUAAGAGCACAGAUGUUGUCCGAGCAAUCUCAAGGCUGUCUAAGUUUUAUAAGCAUGAGUCUUGUGGACAGUGUACCCCUUGCCGUGAGGGUAGUAAAUGGACUGCACAGAUAAUGGAGCGCUUCGAAAAGGGCCAAGGAAGGGAACGAGAAAUCGAUAUGCUCCAGGAGCUCACUAAGCAAGUCGAAGGCCAGAGUUGGAGGCUAGAAUGGCGAGCCAUGCUCAGGCUAGCGGCGGAUCGGCUCUGGCAGGUGGAUGGGAACAUGAUGCUCGGUUGA
This is a messenger RNA of Morchella importuna, 1332 nucleotides long. RefSeq lists its product as uncharacterized. The record is from RefSeq and is a predicted model, not a curated record. NCBI's taxonomy places the organism in Eukaryota, Fungi, Ascomycota, Pezizomycetes, Pezizales, Morchellaceae. Gene Ontology annotation, molecular function: FMN binding; NADH dehydrogenase (ubiquinone) activity; 4 iron, 4 sulfur cluster binding. The transcript has 7 exons. Bases 1 to 1332 code for a protein of 443 amino acids.